Pygoscelis adeliae (Adelie penguin) is the source of this 2362-nucleotide messenger RNA. RefSeq lists its product as uncharacterized. Gene Ontology annotation, molecular function: zinc ion binding; double-stranded RNA binding; single-stranded RNA binding. The record is from RefSeq and is a predicted model, not a curated record. Gene Ontology annotation, cellular component: precatalytic spliceosome. NCBI's taxonomy places the organism in Eukaryota, Metazoa, Chordata, Aves, Sphenisciformes, Spheniscidae. The transcript is spliced from 16 exons. The coding region runs from base 24 to 1472 and encodes 482 amino acids.
GAUUUUCCUUAUAAAGAUCAAAUAUGGAUCCUGAAGCUGAGAUAAAGAAGCAAGUAAACCCUUUCUACUGCAAUAUUUGCAAAAUCUGGUGUGCUUCUGCAUUAAACUUGCAGACUCACUUCCUUGGAUUCAAACACAAGACGGUUGAAGAAGCACUGAAAGCUCAUGGCAUUGUUAAAACUGCAAGUGGCUCAGGGGAGCAAGUGAAAACACCUGUAAAACUUCCUGAUUAUGUGCAAACUGAGCCAGAGAGGUUUCAUGGACAGACCUUGGAAGAACAGCUUAAUACAUGUAAAGAUUCAGAACCUGCACUUGGACUUAAUUAUAUAAUUGAAUACAGAUCAAAAGAGAAUUUCCCUUUUCUCUAUGAAUGCCAACUGUGCCAUUGUAAAACAGGACUGAGUAACAUGUUCAUGCAUGUUUGUGGUUCCAAGCAUAGACUGGCAUACCUGAAACAACAUUAUCCUGAGAUAGCAGAAUCUGAUGAAGUUAAGGGUAAAGGCUCCGAACUGAACAGAAAAGUUAGGCAAGUUGCAUUAACAAUUGAGAAGAAAGAAGGAAGAAAACAAAUAAAGGUUGUUACAGAUGCUCCGAUAAUGAGGAGGAGAUGGCAAGAAUAUCCUAAUGCAGAUGACAGCCCUUCAAAAGCUAAAGUUCAGCAUGUGGAUAUGUCGCUUAGUAAUGAAGAAAAAACAGAUUGUAAAAAUAAGGAUGGAAAAAUGCCAGACCCUAUUCAAGAUGAAAAGAAUGUUCAAGAGGAGCAGGCAAAAAGUCAGAAUGAACAGGCAAAACCAGAUGAGAAGGUUGAACCUAAUAAGGCUACUGAAAGCAGCAAAGGCAACAAGACUGAAGAAGGCAGCAAAGGCAACAACUCAGAAAAGUGCGAGACCAAUAAACAAUCGCAGGAAGAAAACGAGGAAGUUGAGCAAGAACUUACAGCAAAUCCUGAAGAAUUCACUAGUCAAGAAGAACUGUUGGGUUAUUUGCAAAGUUUUGAGAUACUGAAUGAAGAUGAUGCUUCAUUUAUCCUAAAAGUUACACAGACUCUUACAGAUGCACUAGUGGAAUAUCGUCAGCAGGCUGUAUCAAAAAAAGACAUCUUAGAUACUGAAUAUAAUGGAGAAGAAGCAUUGGAACAUUCCACAGAACAGUCUGACCUGACUUCAGCAGAUAUUAGUGACUCUGAUACUGAUUAUUCAAGCAGCCGAUCAGCUAAGCAGUCCUUAUCAGUAAAUGAAGAAGAUGAACCCCAAAACUUUUCAACUGGCUCUUCGGAAACAGCAUAUGAGAACAACAUCACUACUGAAUUUUUGAACAGUGUAAGAAAUAUGGAUGUUGAGGAAGUUACUGCUACUCUACACAAAAUAGCAGCAGCAAAUCCAGCUUUCAGAGGAAUUGAUAUUCCGAAUGUUAUAAGGAUCCUGACUGAAAGUGGAACUCUGAGAAGACCAAGCAAUGGCAGCACACAGUGACAUGGUAGUUAAUAUAGCAAUGUUUACUUUCUGUAAGUUUGAGAUUGUUGUUUUACUUAAUAUGAACUCAAUGUAGCUGAUUUUGCUAUGUACAAAUGUUGUACAGUGUUAUUUUAAUUAAAUUAAUAACUUGGUUUUGAGAUUCUUGUUAUUUAUUUCUCCAUACAGCUGAAAUUUCUGUAUUUGUGGAAAGGUUGUAACGCUCACGUUCUUUCCACGUUAAAACAUACUUUUAAAACAGGUAUCUUGUUUUUCUAAAUAUCUUUAAAUACCAUACGGUGACAGUCUGAUCUUUUCUUACUGUUGGUUCUUUUACAAGGCGUUAUCAACAGAAUGAACUACUGCAGUCAGCAGUACAAAUGCAUCCUAUGACAAAUACUUGGAAGUCACUCCCUGUGGCUGCUGGGCCUGGUUGAAAAGCUAUUGUAAUCAAACAUCCCUUCCCAUAUAAGGAUUAUGAAUAGGUUUCCACAUAUGUUUUUAAAGAUUAAAAAUAAUAAUAAAAAGUCAGUGCUGUCAGUCUAGUUCUGAGUUGAGAAGUUCCUAGAUUAUAGGCAAUUUAGGGAUCCUAGAUAGCUGGAAGCUUUAGCAAAGUCAACAGAGGUUGGCUACGUCUGCAAAUUCAGGGAUACGUCCCAAGAGAUCUAAGCGGACUAUGGUUAAGGGACACUGGUGUGGUCGCGAAAGUAUCUUUUGUCUUCUCUUACCCCACCAGUAUGCGAAUGGAAUGGAAGCUGGCUUAUACUGUCCUUCAAUUCAGGCUCUUUUAAUGUGCAUUUUUUUCCAGCUAUAGCAGUAGUGUUUUUGACUGAAUGAAGGUCUGUAUAUUAAUUACUACUUUUGUAGGAUGAUGAAAAAUGUUUUGGAAGGUUACAAAUUAGCGUGCUUGG